This is a messenger RNA of Colletotrichum tamarilloi, 954 nucleotides long. RefSeq lists its product as uncharacterized. The transcript has a single exon. NCBI's taxonomy places the organism in Eukaryota, Fungi, Ascomycota, Sordariomycetes, Glomerellales, Glomerellaceae. The record is from RefSeq and is a predicted model, not a curated record. The coding region runs from base 1 to 954 and encodes 317 amino acids.
AUGAGCACUACGCAGCUCACGACGUGCGCAAUGGGCCAGGUCAACGUUCUCAUUCCCGUCGGACGAGCAGUUAGUUACGGCGAGUUUAACAUGUUCUGGCAUGUGAUGCAAUCUCUUUCUCAGCAAAAGCCUUGUGAUCCGCAAGGCGCAAGUGGUAUUGGUUGGUACACGCUACAAGACAAUCCUCCCGACUUCGACAUUUGCGGAGCCUGCAUGGCGGGAACAAUCGCGAGUAUGCGUAUGACCCAUCUCUUUAAGCCCAAGCACGUCCCGGCCAAUGAAACUCGGCUUUGCUCGUUCAAUGUCUUUUCUUACCCACGAGCGAUGCCUUUGAUACAAAAGUUUGCCGAAUCAGCUUAUAUCGACGACUAUCGACCACUAAGCAACUUGGUGACGGACUUGAGUGCAGCACCAAACUGUCCCAAGAUAGAUCGGGAUCUCGCUAAGAAUCGGAGAUGGUGGGGAUGGGACGACGUGCACAUCUGUGAGGAAUGUUAUAUCCUCGUGGCCAAGAAAACCACUCUGGAGAAGCAUUUCGUCAUGAAAGGAGAUCACGUCGUUGAAUCGCGACUCUGCGACUUCUACUCCCCUCGCAUGCGCCAACUCUACAAAGAAGCCUGUCAAACGCAACAGCUAGCCUCUUUUCUCGCCUUUGCACAACAACGACGCCAGAUCUAUCUCCAAACCGUCCCUGAGAUGAAUAGAAUGCUACAAAAUGCCAAACACGCUCUUAGCCAAGCGCAAACACUGGGUUUGGCAGCAGUUACAUUUAGUGCAGCAGGAAACCUGAACUCUACCAAUUUCAACUACGUUGGUUAUGGAUAUGGAAAUGCCCAGUUGGCGCAGGCGGCCAUGGCGGAUCAGCAGAUGCAGCAGGUUGGAGCUGCGGCGGCGGGACCAGCGGCCAUUGCGAGAGUUGGUAUGCUGGAGAAGAUGUGGAAGAAGGUUGAAUGA